Messenger RNA from Plodia interpunctella (Indianmeal moth), 2432 nucleotides. Its product is annotated as glucoside xylosyltransferase 2-like. The record is from RefSeq and is a predicted model, not a curated record. Gene Ontology annotation, molecular function: UDP-xylosyltransferase activity. NCBI's taxonomy places the organism in Eukaryota, Metazoa, Arthropoda, Insecta, Lepidoptera, Pyralidae. The coding region runs from base 41 to 1105 and encodes 354 amino acids. Gene Ontology annotation, biological process: protein O-linked glycosylation via N-acetylgalactosamine. The transcript is spliced from 6 exons.
UUAUUGUUUCAAGUUUCAAUUGUAGUUAUAUUAAUCAAGAAUGAGAAAGUUCAGGCAUUGUAGAUUAUGUAAAUUAAUCUUAGGAUUAGCAAUAUUAUAUUUGCUAUACAAGAUCUGUAACUAUUAUUUCAGUGUAAGAUUUGCGAACACUGACACGAGUUUGCACGGCAGUAAAGAAAAGAUAUUCUUAUGUUUGGCGGUGUGUGAGUCUAGGUUUGAAGAAGCAAUAAUUGCUAUUAAGUCAUUGUUGUUAUUCACUAAAAAUCCAGUCCAUUUUAUUAUAUUUACUGAAGAAAAAUUAAAACCUAAGUUUACCGAGAUACUAAAUCAGUGGAUAGGCAGUCCAAGUACUCUGUUUUAUUUUGAUUUGAAAAGCAUUAAAUUUCCUGAUGCUCAUAGAGAUGUGUGGCUUAAUUUAUUUCUCAGAUGUUCUGCUCAAAGACUAUUUUUGCCGGAUCUAUUACCAGAAAUCGAUGCUAUGAUAUAUGUAGAUACAGAUACUUUAUUUCUUGGGCCGAUUGAAGAUCUAUGGAGUUACUUUUCUAAAUUCAACAGCUAUCAGCUGACUGCAAUGGUUUUAGAAGUUGAGAAUCCGAACGCCUCAUGGUACCCGCGUUUUGCUAAACAUCCAUUCUAUGGAAAAACUGGCCUAAAUUCUGGUGUAAUGUUGAUGAAUUUAACUAGGAUGCGAGAAUUCGAAUGGGUGUCUUAUCUGACCCCAAUCAUGAUGAAGUGGAAACUGAAUAUCCCAUGGGGUGACCAGGAUAUAAUCAAUAUAAUAUUCCACUACCACUCGCGUGCAGUGUACGAGUUGCCGUGCCGAUACAACUACCGCACGGACCAGUGUACGUACGGGGACGCGUGCGCGGGCGCUGUGGCGGAGGGGGUGCGGCUGCUGCACGGCAGCCGCCAGGCCUUCCACGGGAAGGAGCCGGCCUUCCAAGCAAUGUAUCAAGCGGUUGCGGAUCAUGAACUUGGGAGAGAUACACCAGAGGAAUUGUUAAACAAUAUGGAGAAAUACUUCGCAAACGCGGUUUCGACCAAAUGUGGCAGAUUAAAGGAGGCAUUCUUCAGAGUGCCUAUCCAGACGUUAAGGCGCUACUAGUCGCACACCAGCACCAUCAGCACUUUUUAAUUAUAUUCUUAUAUUUCUUAGCGAAAAAUAUAAGAAAUAUCUUAACCGAUAAUGCCACACUGGAUAAAUAAUUUUAGUAGAAAGUAUUAUAGGUUUCUGUUAUACAAUGUGGUCACAGUUCACUAAAUGGAUUUUGGUCAACUGUGACGAGCUACAUCGUGUAAUGAAAAGCUAUAAUUCUUUCUAAUAAAAUUAUUUAUAUUAUUUAUAUUUUAGCAGAAUUUGGCAAUGACAUUUUUCACUAAGAAAUAAAAAUGUACCUAACGGUGGCGCUAGUGUGCGGCUGCACAGCACCUUAACAGAGUUAUAUUCCAAACCGGAGAGGUAGCGAUAGUAAUAGGUAGUUAGUAUAUUAUGUGUAAUUUUUAUAAAGCAAUAUUCAUAAUUUUCAUAACAAUGAAGACGUAUAAGUGAAUCAGUUGUACCACAUAGUGGUUUUUCUGUAUAAAAUCACCAACUCUGCCGUAACAAACAUAACGCGCGCCAGGCGGCGCCCGCUUUUACGAUUGUGCUUUAAUACUUUUGUUGAAUUUCGUAAAGAAUUGAAUAAGGAAUUAAGUUUUUAAGGAAAAUCCAGUUAUGGAUUGAUUUCGUGUCGAGAAUUCGAGAUGGGCUUACUGUGAGAUAGCUGUGGUAGUUUUGGUCUGGCCAUUUUAUGCGCCCCUUGGGCACCGUUGGCAUACUCCUAUGUAAGUCAAUGAAGCUAACCUUCUGGAGUGACAUAGGCAACUUUUUUAUUAUGGUUUUACCCGAGCGAAGCCGGGACAGACCUUUAGUGAGAUAUGAAUUAGAGAUAGAUAAAAACUUAAUAAGUAUUUUGUUUAUUGUUUGUUUUUACCAUUUACUAAACGUUGUCAUAUACUCACUACAAACACAUAAUUAUGUGAUAAAUGUCUUUAUUUUUAUGUCUUCCUAAUUUUAUGCUAAUUAAUAUAAAACUUACAUGUUAUUAGGUACCUAUUCUAAAUUUAUGAAGUUCAUAGAAUUGCGAUUCAUUAAAAAAACAUUUGUAUUGUAUGUAAAUUUUAGGCAAGUUAAAAUGUAUAAAACAUAUUUAAUAAAAUAAAUUAGACUAUAUUUACAGGGAUUUCGAAACAAACAAAUUCUUUUUGGCCUUCCAUUAGCGCCCAGUGAACUUUAGCUUGGAGUGUGGGAUAGAAGGAGAGGACGGGGAAGGAGUCCUUGUAGGUGUAGUUGUUGCCAGCUCUGAGGGGGCAGGCGGCCGGGCUGCCGUCCUCGUUGAAGAUCUUGCUGCAGAUGGACACGCCGUCCACGCCCACGAACGGCAACGGCACGC